CUAGGAGGAGCCGCGGCUGGGCAGCCUCCCUGAGCCCCUCAGCUCCUAGCCUUUCUCUGGUCUGUCCCCGCCUCCUCCAGUGCCUCCACUCCCACUACCCAGGAGGGCAGUGCGGGGAGCGAGUGCUGCUUUCGCUUUCCCUUCCCCGUGCCCACUCCUCGCUCCGCGUGCGGCCCUAGGCUGCCGCCCCGGCCAUGGCCACGCUCAGGGUCCUGCCCGAAGCCCAAGCCAAGGUGGAUGUGUUCCGUGAAGACCUAUGUGCUAAGACAGAGAACCUGCUCGGGAGCUAUUUCCCCAAGAAGAUUUCUGAGUUGGAUGCAUUUUUAAAGGAGCCAGCUCUCAAUGAAGCCAACCUGAGCAAUCUGAAGGCCCCGCUGGACAUCCCAGUGCCUGAUCCAGUCAAGGAGAAAGAGAAGGAGGAGCGGAAGAAACAACAGGAGAAGGAAGACAAGGAUGAAAAGAAGAAAGGGGAAGAUGAAGACAAAGGUCCUCCUUGUGGCCCAGUGAACUGCAAUGAGAAGAUCGUGGUCCUCCUGCAGCGCCUGAAGCCUGAGAUCAAGGAUGUCAUUGAGAAGCUCAACCUGGUCACCACCUGGUUGCAACUGCAGAUACCUCGGAUUGAGGAUGGGAACAAUUUUGGAGUGGCUGUCCAGGAGAAGGUGUUUGAGCUGAUGACCACCCUUCACACCAAGCUGGAAGGCUUCCACACUCAAAUCUCCAAGUAUUUCUCUGAGCGAGGUGAUGCUGUGACCAAAGCGGCUAAGCAGCCCCACGUGGGUGAUUAUCGGCAGCUGGUGCACGAACUGGAUGAGGCAGAGUACUGGGAUAUCCGGCUGAUGGUCAUGGAGAUCCGCAACGCUUAUGCUGUGUUAUAUGACAUCAUCCUGAAGAACUUUGAGAAGCUCAAGAAGCCCAGGGGAGAAACAAAGGGAAUGAUCUAUUGAGAGCCUCCUCUCAUUCUGUGAUUGGUCCAGCAGAGACCUUCCUGACUUUCACAGGAGACUCCAGACUUUCCCCACCUUCUGUCUGUUGAGGUUUCUCCCUCACCUUGCCUCCCAGGCACAAUAAAUCUAGUCAUACCAUUGCCCAACAGCCCAAGUCUCUUUAUUGGAUCCUGAGCCUCCCCUCUGGCCCUGGCUCAGGUAUUUCCAUUUGUGGGACCAACCCACUGGGUGAUUUGGGCGUUGAGCUGCUGGUUGGUCCAAUCCUCCCGGAUGUCGUCAAGGUGGCAGUCAAAGUCCACAAGGUGCUGGUGGGCCCGGCCUGCUAGUAGUGCUCCCACCAUCUGCCGUGACUGUUCCCAGUCCCUCCACAUCACUCUGAAAUAACAACCCCCAUGGAGGUCAAACUCAGCAGGC
Molecule: messenger RNA, 1358 nt
Organism: Globicephala melas (long-finned pilot whale)
Lineage: Eukaryota; Metazoa; Chordata; Mammalia; Artiodactyla; Delphinidae
Gene: PSME1
Product: proteasome activator subunit 1
Biological process (GO): regulation of proteasomal protein catabolic process; regulation of G1/S transition of mitotic cell cycle; positive regulation of endopeptidase activity
Cellular component (GO): cytoplasm; proteasome activator complex; nucleoplasm
Molecular function (GO): endopeptidase activator activity
Source: RefSeq, a predicted model, not a curated record